Molecule: messenger RNA, 2821 nt
Organism: Aspergillus aculeatinus CBS 121060
Lineage: Eukaryota; Fungi; Ascomycota; Eurotiomycetes; Eurotiales; Aspergillaceae
Product: potassium transporter
Exons: 2
Coding region: 408-2432 (674 amino acids)
Biological process (GO): intracellular potassium ion homeostasis; potassium ion import across plasma membrane
Cellular component (GO): plasma membrane
Molecular function (GO): high-affinity potassium ion transmembrane transporter activity
Source: RefSeq, a predicted model, not a curated record
GGAAGAUAACCCACUUCCCCCAGCAAUCCGACGGUAGAUGUCAAAACCAGUCAGCUAUAAAGUGUGGGACUGGCCCAAGCUUGAUUGGGAGCAAGUAUAGCUACCUAGGAGCUCCUUGAUACCUUAUUCUUUCUCUGGUGUAGUAGGAAUCAUCACAGUCGAUCCGAUCAUCCCAAAUCCAGCAUGCAUUUGUGUGAGGCAUUUGUGGGCUCUUGCUAGCCACUCCCUCCCCCCGAAUCUACGCAAGGAGACGAGAGCCUUUUUUAAAUGGAGGUAUUUAAUUCCCCGUGUCUUUUGGGAAGAACAGCUUUUUCACCUCUUUUUGGCUCCGCCAUUAUUUUUUUUCUUUCCCAUCGACGACAGAUACCGGGUUUUCCUCAUCGGCUUAUAGAACAUUCCCAAACCGCAUGCCUCUCACCCACGAGCCGUCCAAGUCACCCCUGCGGCGCUACCAUCACUAUAUCUAUAUCAUUGUCUGGGCGCUGGUGUCGUCGCUGGUUCUCUAUCUGGCCGGAGGGCUGUCGUACCUGGAUGCCUUGCUUCUCGCCUCCGGUGCAGCCACCCAGACGGGGCUGAACUCUAUCGACCUCAACCGACUGCAUGUGGUCCAGCAGGUCACCCUCUGGGGGGUGUCGAUGGUGACUAAUGUGAUCUUCAUCAACUCGCUGCUCGUCGUGAUUCGGCUCUACUGGUUCCGCAAGCGGUUCCGCGGCGUUAUCCAUGAGGCCAAAGUGCUAUGCCGCAAGCAGCGGAACAAAUGGAACCAAGGCCUGCUGCUGGAAGGAGGGAUCGAGAACCGGCCUCUCCCUCCUCCUCCUCCUCCUCCUCCUCCUCCUCCUCCUCCUCCUGUUCCUCGAACGAUUUCGGCUGAGAGACCCGCCGAGGAGCGACCGCUGUUAGAGGUGGUCGAUGGCGAGGACCGAACCUCCGACUUGAUCGGUUACUCCUCCGGCCGGAGGUAUGGCGCUGCGGCGGCGGGAUCAACGAGUCCGCACAUCACCUUCUGUUACUCGGAGGCCGAGUAUGAGAUCAAACACCACCAUCGGCGGUCGAUGUCCGGGACGCGCUCGCGGCGCUCGCUGUCGGAGUAUGACUCGCCCGUGGUCCAACGGUCGUGCCACGAUCUCGACGCCCUGCCGGCGCUGCUGUGGCAGUCGUCGAUCGCCAGCUACGCGGACUGGGACGAGGCGCAGAAGGAGGAGCUGGGCGGGAUCGAGUACCGUGCGCUGAAGACGCUGUUCGUCAUCCUCGUGUGCUACUUCGUGGUGUUCCAUGCGCUGGGGAUCGUGCUGUUCCUGCUGUGGGUGCUGCCGAACCGCCAGUACAGCCAGGUGCUCGCGGACGCGGGCAUCAGCCGGCCGUGGUGGGCGAUCUUCACGGCCGGGUCGGCCUUCAACGACCUGGGGUUCACCCUGACGCCGGACUCGAUGGAUGCGUUCCAGACCGCGGCGUUCCCCCUCCUCGUGAUGACCUUCCUCGUGGUCAUCGGCAACACGGGCUUCCCAUGCAUGCUCCGCUGCAUCAUCUGGACGCUUUCGCAGUUCACCACGUACGGGUCCCCGCUGGACGACGAGCUGGAGUACCUGCUGGAGCACCCGCGGCGGUGCUUCACGCUGCUGUUCCCCAGCGCGGAGACCUGGCGACUGUCGGCCGUUCUCCUGCUGCUCAACGCGAUCGACCUGCUCAUCUUCUACACCCUCCAAGAGACCCCGCAAAACCCCACCAUCACCCCGGGCCUCCGGCUAGUCAACGGCCUCUUCCAAAUCGCCUCGACCCGCACCGCCGGCUUCAGCAUCACCCCGCUGACGGCCCUGCACCCGGCCACGCAGGUCUCCUUCCUGGUGAUGAUGUACAUCUCGGCCUUCCCGAACGCGAUCGCCAUCCGCAAGACCAACGUCUACGAAGAACGCAGCCUCGGCAUUUUCUACAACGACGACACCCUCUCAUCCGCCUCGGACGCACAGCCCGCCCACCCCUCGGCGGACUCGCUGGCCGCCCACAUCCAGCGCCAGCUGGGCUUCGACCUCUGGUACGUGAUGCUUGGCUUCUUCCUGAUCGCCGUGGCCGAGGGCCCCCGGCUGCAGGCGCGCGAGGCGGACGACCGCGACGCGUUCGCGCUGUUCCCCAUCCUGUUCGAGAUCGUCUCCGCCUACGGCACCGUGGGCCUGUCGUUGGGCUACCCGGGCGCGGACACGAGCCUGUGCGGCCAGUUCUCGGGCCCCGCGAAGGCGAUCGUCAUCGCCAUGCAGGUGCGCGGGCGGCAUCGGGGGCUGCCGCAUGCGUUGGACCAUGCGAUUCUGUUGCCGUGUGAGGUUUCGGGGGGGGGAGACGGAGAGGGGGAGCUGGAGGCGUCGGAGCCGUGGUGGUGGUGGAUGCGCUGGAUGCGGAAGAAGGGGGAGGAUUGGGGGAGUCUGUUUGGUGGGGGGGAUUGAGCUUGCUUCAGGUUGUUGUUGGGAAUUCAGGGGUUGGUCUGUGGUUGGUUGGGUUGGCUUUGUUGUGUGGAUAUGAACUUUAUGUGAACAUGAACAUGAACAUCAAUGUGAAUGUGAAUAGUGGACUGCAAUUUAUGCGGAGUGGAGAUGGUGGUGGUGGUGGUGGUGGUGGUGUGUACUGUACAUUGGGAACUGUAAAGUGAACAGAGCAGAAAAGAAAAGGCACUCCGUAGAGAUGCACAGCAGUGGUUAAGGUACAGCACAGUCACAUGCUUCCAGCAUAAACCCCAUUGCAACAAAUGCCGUAGAACAAAGGCAACCACCCAAUCAGUAGACCAAGCAUGGACCCCGGAUCGUCAGCUGUCAGUCCGCAUCAGCGUGCCACGCAC